AUGACGAGAGGGCUCACGUUCAAAGUAGAGAUUUGUUCCGAGCCGUGGGAGGACGGCCUCGAAGAAUGGAGCAGAAAGCAGAACAACCUGAGAGGUGUACUCAGAAGCGUCCUGGACGGCAAAUCAGUUGUUGACGAUGAAGACCGAGAAGCGAACCCAGGCUGGAAUGCACCAAGCGGACCGGUGCGAUUACAAGUUUUUGCACUUUUCGUGCUGCAGCGAGAUCGCAAGGAAUCAAAAUAG
Gongylonema pulchrum is the source of this 243-nucleotide messenger RNA. NCBI's taxonomy places the organism in Eukaryota, Metazoa, Nematoda, Chromadorea, Rhabditida, Gongylonematidae. The record is from the annotation of a GenBank genome assembly.